GCAGCCGCAGGCAUCGCUCCCGCGGGCGCCCCGGGUCCGUACCAGGUGCGGGUAGGUGUUACCGAGAGCUUUAGCUCCGGCCGUGCCGCGCUGGCUGUGUCGGUGACAGCAAGAACUGGUCAGAGCGUGCGGAGGCCGCGCUGGACGUAUUUUUCUGAAGGAGCCGCUGGCGCGUGAGAACGUACAGUGAGAAUCUUGUACCUCCGUCAGUUGUCUCUGCAAGUGAUUUUUUUCUCAUUAACGUUGGUAUCAAGCCGUGCAUCGAUGUUAUUUCAGGGGCUUUUGCUGGUUGGAACUUGAUCUUUAUGAUGCAAAAGUCCAUGGUACACGACACACAAAACUGCUGUAGCCGAGGCCGAGGAGUGAAGCUCCUAUUCAGAGCACAGAACUCUGGCUACUUCAGCCGUUCUUCGGCUUAUGUUAGCUUGGUUCAGUGGUCAUCGUGGUGUCUCCCACAGAGCAGCAUCUGGUCUAAGAUCUCUGGCAAGGUUUGCAAUAUCUUAUACUACGCACCCUGUGGUUUGCUGAAAAACGCUUUCUCCGCAUCUGUAGCAAUACUACCUUUCAGCACGGCGUGCCACUCGAUUCAUAAAACUGUUUGCUGUGGUAGGAAACUUACUGCAAGGGAGAAAAGGCUGUAACAGGAGCUGCAGCAGGUUAAGGGUGCGUGCUGAGGAUUGUUGCCAGACUUGCUGCUUCAAGGCUUCGUGCAGCGGCCUUCGUACUUACCAGUUGUCAUGCUCUGAUACAUUCUAAAAAGACUAUGCAAAUUGGUGAUGGCUUUCGGUUGCAGGGAGGGCAAGGGUUAUUUCUGUACUUUCGCACAGUGUAUGUUCAGUGAGCGUGGUGCUGAGCCCAACUUAAAUCACAGGAAACAGGACAGAAAUGUAAAGAGCUGAAGAUAUCUGAGCUAUCUCUGUCAACUUCCUUGGAUAUUGGGCUGAGUAACUGGAGCUUCCUAUACGUCACUGUCUCCCUCUACACGAUGACCAAAUCCUCUGCCAUUCUCUUCAUCCUGCUUUUUUCACUGCUCUUCAAGCUGGAGGAAGUGAGGGUGACAUUGCUGCUGGUGGUUCUGCUCAUCGCUGGGGGGCUCUUCAUGUUCACCUACAAGUCCACACAGUUCAACGCACAGGGGUUCGUGCUGGUGCUGUGUGCCUCUUUCCUUGGGGGUAUUCGCUGGACUCUCACGCAGAUACUUAUGCAAAAGGCUGAACUGGGGCUCCAGAACCCCAUUGAUAUCAUGUUUCACCUGCAGCCGCUCAUGUUCCUGGGGCUCUUCCCACUCUUUGCGGUGUUUGAGGGCCUGCCUUUGUCCAUAUCAGAGAAGCUCAUCCGUUUCCAUGAAGCAGGAAUGCUGUUCUCUCUGGUAGGGAAGCUGUUCUUGGGUGGAAUUCUUGCCUUUGGUCUAGGCUUUUCUGAGUUCCUCUUGGUUUCCAGAACAUCUAGCCUCACCCUUUCCAUUGCUGGCAUUUUUAAGGAAAUCUGCAUUUUAUUCCUCGCCACACAUUUGCUGGGAGACCGCCUCAGUCUCUUGAACUGGCUGGGCUUUGCUGUCUGUCUGUCGGGAAUCUCCCUUCAUGUCAUUCUCAAAGCCAUGAAUUCCAAAGGUGAAAAAGCACUGAAGCUACAAAAAGAGGCCAGCUCCAACCCUGACCUGGAGCUGCUGCUGCGCCACACUGAACACGGUGAGGAGGAGGAAGAGGAUGUUGAAACCCCACAACAACAUUGACUGAACGUGAAGCACAAAGUCCCCUGCUCUGUUCUUGCCAAACCUGCCUGACAGCUAUACAGGAGUCCAAGAGUCUCUGUGAGCAUCCAAAGGAGAGCCAGGGCCUGGAGAGAGUCCUGUUGUUCUUCUACAGCGUGGAUCUGUAGAUGCUGCACAAGAAACAGGCCAUACGCCUUUCGCACAGAGUGAACUUGGAAGACGAGCCCCGGUUCAGUGGAAGUAGAACAACUGAGACUGGGAAAUGCUAUAGAAGGCUUACUAGGGAAUCCUGAAGGGUGUGUAUUGAGAGUGUAGACUAUGAGCUGUAGAAUGAGCGUGGACAUGUCUGGACUGCAGGCUGAGUGGUUCAGGGAUGAUUUUAGUGUUGUUUAGGCUUUGGCUUCAAAAGCAAAGGUAGAUAUACCUUCCCAUACUUUCUUUAUGGCUCUGCCACCAUCCUGGUGGGAGCAGAUGACUAUGUAUAAAUCCGUAGACUUGUCCCAGUGAGAAGGAGCCUUUGUGCCUGGUGACCUCCAUGUUCUGUGUGCAUAGUAAGGAGACAAUUAAAUGCUGGUAUUUGGGACCAAUUGAGCAUAGCCAAAUUAUGUUGGUUGGAAGGACAAGGAUGCGUGAGUACUUCUGGCCCUACAGGCCAAGGGGAGAGAGAGCAGUAGCACAGGAGAUCUAGCUUGAGCAAUAAACUUAUCAGAAAGUAUGUGGGUAUUUGAGGGGGGAUUUUUUUUUUUUUUUAAAU
Messenger RNA from Grus americana (Whooping crane), 2465 nucleotides. It is a transcript of the gene SLC35H1, whose product is annotated as solute carrier family 35 member C2. Gene Ontology annotation, molecular function: antiporter activity. The record is from RefSeq and is a predicted model, not a curated record. The transcript is spliced from 8 exons. NCBI's taxonomy places the organism in Eukaryota, Metazoa, Chordata, Aves, Gruiformes, Gruidae. Gene Ontology annotation, biological process: UDP-glucose transmembrane transport. Bases 986 to 1732 code for a protein of 248 amino acids. Gene Ontology annotation, cellular component: cis-Golgi network; Golgi apparatus; endoplasmic reticulum-Golgi intermediate compartment.